Molecule: messenger RNA, 5407 nt
Organism: Morone saxatilis (striped sea-bass)
Lineage: Eukaryota; Metazoa; Chordata; Actinopteri; Moronidae
Gene: usp40
Product: ubiquitin specific peptidase 40
Exons: 31
Coding region: 1-3885 (1294 amino acids)
Biological process (GO): protein deubiquitination
Cellular component (GO): cytosol; nucleus
Molecular function (GO): cysteine-type endopeptidase activity; cysteine-type deubiquitinase activity
Source: RefSeq, a predicted model, not a curated record
AUGUUUGGGAAUCUUUUCGAGGAAGAGGAGGAGGAGGAAGGCUUCGCUUCGACUUCCUCCAGGGGGAGAGUUGCGAAGGGGGGAGAGGAGCCACCUCCACCCCGAGGAAGAAGCAAUCUGUGCGGCAUCAAGAACCAGGGGGGGACCUGCUACCUGAACUCUCUGCUGCAGACUCUGCUCUUCACCCCAGAGUUCAGAGAGGAGUUGUUCAGUUUGGGGCCAGAAGAAUUGGGAUGCCUGGAAGACAAAGAGAAACCAGGAGCCAAAGUCAGAGUGAUCCCACUGGAGCUGCAGAGACUGUUUUCCAGUCUGCUAAUGGUGGACCAGCAGUGUGCCUCCACCGCCAACCUCACUGACAGUUUUGGCUGGAACAGCAGCGAGGGAACAAAUCAGCAUGAUGUGCAGGAGCUGAACAGGAUUCUCUUCAGUGCAUUGGAGCACUCUCUUGUGGGAACCACUGGUAGUACAUUUAUCCACCGGCUGUACCAUGGGACCAUUGUCAACAGCAUUGUCUGCAAGGAAUGUGGCAACGUCAGCCAGAGACAGGAGGAUUUCCUGGACCUGACUGUGUGUGUUUGUGGCGUCUCUAGCCUGGAGGACGCUUUGUGGAACAUGUUUGUGGAGGAGGAGUUGUUUGAGGGCAAUAACCUGUACCGCUGUGCACAGUGUGACAGGCUGGUCACUGCUGCCAAGUCUGCCAAGCUGAGGAAGCUCCCUCUGUUCAUGACCAUGUCUCUGCUGAGAUUCAGCUUUGACUUUGCCAAAUGUGAGAGAUACAAGGAGACAGGACGGUACAGUUUCCCCUUCACCAUCAACCUACAGCCAUUUUGUGAACAGACUGAUGGAGAGGACUCUGAUUACUCCUACGAGCUGUUCUCUGUGAUUAUCCACAAGGGCGGCUGCUAUGGUGGCCAUUACCAUGUUUAUAUCAGGGACAUUGACCAACUGGGCCACUGGGAGCCACCGGAGGAGGAUUGCAAACCCAAGACUCAGAAGAAAGUCAAGGAAGAGUUCAAAAAGGAAGUGUGUGAGCCAAAAGUACAAGAAGAUGACCCUUUGUCUGUCCUCACUGCCAUUAUUGCCCAGGAGCCAUCAAAGAGUGUCCUGUUAGACCAGCUGGGCCAAAAACUCAUGGAUAAGAUUGGGUCAUCCUGGAGCAAAAAGUUCAGGAAACACUAUGGUCCCAUAGGAAAGUUCCUGCAGUCCCACAAUGAUGUUUUCAUGUUGGUGUCCAAUGGUACUCGAGUGGCACUGAAGGCAAACCCGCCAAGCCCUGUGACUGAGUCACCCGGCUCAGCAGAGCAGACUACUAACUCUGAUCCUUCAACACCUUCAGACCCUGGAGCUGACGAGCAACAGCCAAAGCCUGAACAAGAGCAGGGUAGCCACUGGUUUGACCUUAACGACUCCACAGUGACCUCCAUCAGGGAGUCUGACAUAGAGAAGCAGUUCCAGGGCAAAGAGAGUGCAUACAUGCUGUUCUACAGAAAAACACAGCUGCACAGGCCCAGUGAAGCACUGAACAAUCCCCAGUAUAAAGUUCCUCUUCACCUAAUCCAAAUGGCUCAGGAGGAGAACAUCAAACUGCAGCAAAUGCGUGAGGAGUUUGAAGCCACUAAUAACACUGUGGAGCUGCGUCUCCACCUGGCACCCAGUUACAGGCUAGAAAAUGGAGCCCUGCAACCAAUCAGCAGAGAACAGAACGGAAGCACCACUCUGAGUUUCGACCGUAGAAAGACUGUGGGAGAUCUACGAUUAGCUAUUUAUCAGAUGCAGGAACUCUGGGAAGGGGAUAUGGCUUUGACUGUGGCCAAGAGUCUUCCUGCAGGUCUUCACCUCUACAAUACGGUUACAGAUGACAGUGUCUCCCUGUACAGUGCAGGCAUUCAUACAAACUCUGACCUGUUUGUGUGGAACGGAAGAGAGGUGUGUGGUGCGACUAUCCUAACUGGAGCUGAGUGGGAGCCGGUGCUGCUGACUGUAGUGCGUCCCUUUUUGGGGGAAGAUGAGCUUCCUGAGGUGGAAGAUGCGGUUGAGUGUAAGGAGGGAAGGGGAGGUUUUGAAAAUGGGGGGCCAGGUCUUAAAAGGGAGGCGAGAGGUUUUGCAGGUGCUGUGACUCUUGGGGAGGUGAAAGUGGCAUUGGGGGAGCCUAAGGAGAGUCUGCUGUGUCAGGAGCAUAAGGGAGGAAAGAGGGGAGAGCAUGGGGCAGGAGAGGGAGGAGGGGCAAGUGGAUGGAGAUUAUUCCCCCCCGAUGACAUGCAGCGGACGCUAAAGGAGCUGUCUCUGAAAGACGGAGACGCGCUGUUGGUGCUGGAGCCACAGUCGUUCGACAGCAGCAUGUUCACUCUAAACGGAGACGUCGUCACUGUGACUACACCGUCUGACUGCCGCUGGCUCCAGGUGGAGUUUCAACCACAGGGAGGAGGAGGAGAAGGGGAGAAAGAAGAGGAGAGGAGGAAGAUCAAGGUUCCUGCCACAGGAAAUAUGCUACUGGGUGAGGUGAAGCAGAGGGCCAUAGAGGAGCUGCAGCUACAGGAGCAACCCCCAGGUGCACAGUACUGUCUGAGACAGGUGGACUGCACAGGGAAACUCCUUCCUCCAGUGUGUGAGGAGUUGAGUGUUCGGGAUGCAGGCGUGCGACUCAUGACCACACUGACUCUCUGUCCGGGAAGUGCCCCCAAGGCAUCACAGCUUUUCUUGCACUUCUCUGUGGGCACAGCGCCCUCUGCUGGCAUGGAGAUGGACAUAAUUGUGGAGAAUACUUGUACUGUCAAAGAGUGUCUAAAGUCAAUGCUGGAUGCUGUUGGACUUGAUGGCACCUGUUGGCACUUGAGGAGGCUCGAUUGGUGUGAGGAGGUUGGAGAGCCACUUAUGGACGAGGAUGCUUCUCUAUCAGAGCUGAAGAUAAGCAAUGGAGACUCAUUAGUCGUCACAGAAGGACAACUUCCUCCAAAGGGUUUUCUCAAGAUAUCUGUGUGGCUGUAUCUGCAUCCCAGUAACAACUCCAUGGAAACUGACUUUAAUCACACUGACAACGGCCAUACUGAGGAGCAAAUGCUGGAGGCAGUGACUGCAGGUGAAACGGAGAGUCACCCACCCCCUCUGUGUGCCGGCAACAUGGCAGAGCUGAGAAGUGUAGGGCAGGUGGAGAUAUCGGACGAGGCCACCCUGGAGGAUCUCAAGACUCAGGUGUUGACACUGCCUGCCCUUCAGGAUGUGUGUGUGCCAACCACUGCGUUCAUGCGUGUGUGGCAGCUAGAGGAACGAAGGCUGGCACGAAUCCUCAGAGGACAACAACUCACACUCAGGAAAUUGAAGCUGACCAGUGGUACAGACCUUUGUGUGCAACAACUACUAAAAGAGGAAGAUCUUGGUCCUAAGGACGUGUUGCUGAAUAUUAAAAUGGGAGUACCAGGGGAGAGGUGUUACUACCCUCCAGAGGAGCUGGUUUGGGAUGCAUCCCGUGACUCUUCUCCUCGCUCUCUGCGCACUUGUCUGGCUGCACACUACAGCCUCUCCCCUGACUCGCUGCUGUUGGCCAAACACCAACCAGACAAACACACCUGGGAAGAAAUCUCAAACUGGAGCCAGCAGGUUUCCAAAAAGAAAAAGAAGAAAAAGGCAGAAUCACUACUGGGAGCACCAUUUCACCUCAAAGAUGGAGACACAGUCGGCAUCAAGAAUCUUUUGAUUGACAACAACAGGGACUUUGUCACCGUGGAGGAUGAGCAGGGCCAGCAAAGGCUCAGAGAGCAGGCAGAGCAACGCAGGAAAGGAGGGCAGGCUGCAAACUCUGAUGGUGUUGGACCACAAAAGAAGACUGGACCAACUAAAUCCAGGAAACCAGAGGUGGCGCUUUCAAUCAAUGUUGGGGUAUUCAGAUAGUACCCUGCUCCACAUGCACAAACACAGAUGCCGCAUUGCAGGACAAUCCACUUGACGUCGGUCUUGUGCCAUUUUUUUUUUUUUUCAAACCGUAUUUCUCCCAAAAUGAAUUCCUGCUGUGUCUGAUUUGUUGACAGGAAGAGAAGUGAUUUCAUUUUGGCAUUUUGAUUUGCUGUUUAGUAACAACUGACUACAAUUUGCAUUGCAUCUAUGCAAUAUUACUAGAUUUGUUACAUCGCUUCCUCUCUCUACAAGCUCUCUAAAUUACAACCACCACAAAUCCCCUUUAUUUAAUUAAAUUGCCGUUUUUUCAUUUUGUGAGGGAAAUUUAAAGACGGUGUGACGUUCAGGAAAACAGAUUUUUUUUGCUGCAUGGAUCAGUAGAUAAUUUGUAACCAUAUAUUGAAAGUAUAAGCCCUGACAACACAGUUUCUACUUCCGGUGUUUUUUUUUGUUUUGUUAUUACAGGCUGGCAGUUAUAAACUAAGGCUUGUGCUAACUGGAGUUUUUAUAUACUGUUUUGUAUUAACUGUAGCAAUCGGGGUAAAAUAAAAAUAUUGGUAGCCACCAGCCUGUGGCUUUCAUGUUUAAUAAGUUGUUCAAUAAAACAAGCCACUGUUGUAGGAAAUCAACCAUCAUUAGGUCUCGCUGUUGCUCAUAUGGAAAUUUGUUUUUAGCAAUGCUCAUUUUUAUAAUAAACCCGUCACUGUGCGGCAAUAACGAAAAUGUUCAUCUGGAUUUAAGGCUUGUUUUAGGUUGAUAAGAGAGAGGAGAGAUAGGCCUUAAUGUGGAGAAGCCUCAGUGCUGCUCUGUCCUCCCUACCUCACUCUCUACCUCUCUCAAUCUACCUCUGCUGCCCUCUAUUUCCCCGCUCAAAAUCUUGCUUAUACUUUUAUUUUCUUCAACCCCUGCUCUAUUAGAGUCAAUUGGCACAGACCUAGCUUCUAGCUGUAUUCCUUAAAUGGUUAAAUAACUUUAUUGUCUUUUAUUGGACAUGAUCCACCCUUUUUACAGCUGAUGCUAAACUGUCUUCACUUUCACCUCAAAACCGUCAUUGUGUUAUGUAACCAUCUAUGAUGCCAGGUGAAUUUGCUGCUCCAGAAAUAUAAUGUAAAACGACGCAUUCAAAUCCUUACUGCCACUUUUUUCCCCUUGAUUAUGUUAAAGGUCCCUGAGUUUUCAUUGUGGAACAUUUUGUGUUUCAUUUGCAUGCACUAUAUGUGAACUUCAGGGAAGUAAAAAUUAUUCUUGUAGAUAAUUUAUUUGCGGAAAAAAACAAAACAAAACUGACUUAAUGUUUUUACUGUAUGAACUGUGAUAUGUUUUUGGGGGUGAUUUGAUUUUGUUAUCAAAGUUUUUGUACGCUGCUUGCACGUUUUGUUUCAUGUAAUAAUCUGGCCUUGAUCAGUGCCAAGUUUAAAUUUAAUCUUUUUUUUCUUUUUUUAAAGCAGAUGCAGCAAAACUGUUUGACAAUAUACUCAGCAAUAGUAAAAUUAAAUUUUGUAUCAUACUGUAUAUACUA